GUUUGUGUCAAUUGCACAAAAUCAGAUUGACUAUAGGUGAGGGACUGGACCAGCAAGGGAGUAGCAGAUAUAAUUUACUUUAAUCAUAAAUUACGAAGAGUACACUGUGUUGGGAAAGCAGAAACCUCAUCCACACCAAAGAUGCGCCCGGUGGAAUUUGACAUCGGCAUCAUCAUCAGCUUAGUCAGUAGGCAGCCACAACUAAUUUUCGUUUCAUGUGGAGCUUCUUUGGAGAUUAGGUGCUUGAAUUGAAAUGACCAGUCUUCAGCCGUCUAAUCUAUCCAAGGCGUGGGAGAAGUACAUCCACUCCAGGAUACAUGGAGCUGAUAAGCAGGUGAGUCUUGAGUGCUUGGAGAGGUUCCUCUGCCUGUUUCACUGCUCCAGACAAUCUGAGAAUCUGAAUGCCAGGGAUGCUGUGAAAUUCUGCUCAGACAUGAGCAGUGCCAGUAACACCUUGGCCCGGGAGUUCCUGACAGAUGUGCACCAACUGUGCAACGCGGUGGCCCAGAGGGCAGAGGAGGAUGAGGAGAGUCACAUGGUGGCUCUGGGAGAGUACCUGGUGCAGGGGCGGGGGUUCCUGCUUCUCCGCACCUUGGAUUCCAUCAUUGAUCAGGAGCUGACCUGCAGGGAAGAGCUGCUCACUUUGCUGCUGUCACUUCUCCCUCUGGUUUGGAAGAUCCCAGUGCAAGAAGACAAAGCUCCAGAUUUCAGUCUAUCUUCACUAGUGGAUGUCUUCUUUGCCAAAGACAGCAAGUUCCCAGUCUUGAAAGCAGCUCAGGAUAAGGCAGUCUCAGAGGGCCAAGUCGCAUCGAAACGGACCUCGGGCAGCUGGAGAGCACGUCGCCAGCAUAGGAGCGCCCAGAGGUAUUCUGUGAGAGAUGCGCGAAAAUCGCAGCUCUCAACUUCAGACUCGGAUGCCAACUCUGAUGACAGAACGCCCAGGACGAGCAAGCAUCGGAGGUCGCACGGCUUGCCCCUGCUUGUGAGCCGCCAAUACCAACCGUCCACCAAAGGUCCUCCGCUGACGCCACCACCAACAGAAGCCAUGAGUGCCUUUGAAAAAACUGAGCAGCAGCACUAUUUGAGUCAGGUGCUUGACCCUGAGAUGCUGACAGACCCGGCAGCCCUAUCCAUCCUCAACCGGAUGGAGAACUCUCCCUUUGAUCUGUGUCAUGUGCUGCUGUCCCUACUAGCAAAAGUCUGCAAGUUUGACAUGACCCUGAACCAUAACCCUGCCCUGGCCGUCAGUGUGGUUCCCACCUUAACUGAGUUCCUCAUGGAGUUUGGGGACUGCUGCGGACCAGGUGGUGAAGGAGGGAAAGGAGGUGGUGGGAGUGAGGAUCUAGCCAGUGGCUGGACUGAGGAGCCAAUAGCCCUGAUCCAGCGAAUGCUCCUUCGCACUAUCCUCCACCUGAUGUCUGUGGAUGUGGGCAGGAGGGAGGCCUUGUCUGAAAACCUACGAAGGAAUUUAACCGACCUCCUGCGGGCCACCUUGAAGAUCCGCAGCUGCCUAGAGAAGCAGCCUGACCCCUUUGCCCCCCGGCCCAAGAAAACCCUACAGGAGAUCCAGGAUGACUUUUCAUUCUCCAAGUAUCGCCACCGGGCACUCUUGCUGCCUGAGCUACUGGAAGGAGUUUUGAAGGUAUUGCUGUGCUGCCUACAGUCAGCCUCCCCGAACCCUUUCUUCUUCAGCCAGACAGUGGAGCUGAUCCACGAGUUCGUCCAGCACGGGGGUUUGGAGCUUUUUGAAGCCACUGUGAUGCAGAUGGAAUGGCUGUCAUCUCGAGACCCAGAUUUUUCUGGGGAAGCCUCAGAACGAGCCAGGGGCCUGAUCAGCGGGGUGGUGAACAUUGUUAGCACAAUCAAGAAGGCAAAGUCAGAGCAGCUGCACCAGUCGGUGUGUGCUCGUCACCGCCGCCACCGGCGCUGUGAGUAUUCCCACUUCCUACACCACCAUCAUGACUUCACUGGGUUACCCGUUUCGGCCUUCAAACAGCCAGCUGUCAGCAACCCCUUUGAGGAGGAGGCCCCUGGUGGGGAGGUACGCUACCCUAAGCACUGCUGCUGCCUGGCUGCAUAUGCCCAUCAGUGCCUGCGCCUCCUCCAGCGUGUCUCCUCCUCGGGGGCCGUCUGCCUCCAGAUCCUGGCCAGUGUGCAGGCAGUGGGAAUCUGCUGCUGUAUGGAUCCCCGCUCUGUGGUGGCUCCUUUGCUCCACGUCUUCCGCUCCCCAGCCUUGAGAAGCUACCAGCCCCAUAUUUUGAGCAUCCUGGGCCGCCUAAUCCUAGAGCAGCUUGGAGGGGGGCAGCCCUCCCAGAAGGCCAAGCUAGCCUCCUGCAAUGUUUGCACGAUGGAUAGCAGCCAGCUGCCCAGUCUAGAGGAAACACUGCGUGGGACCAGCGGCAGCGGUGGGGGGAAGGAAUCUGGCCAUGGCUUCUCAAGCCCUUCCUAUUGCUCUCAGGAGAAUUUACCCAAUGGAGGGAUAGAGGACAUGCUCUGGAAGUGGAACGCCCUGGAGGCCUACCAGGACUUGGUCUUUAGCGAUGACCGGCAGCUGAGCCUGCAGAUUGCAGGUCAUGUUUGUCACCUGACCCAGCGAGGCAAUGCCGUGGUGCAGUGGCAGCUGUACGCCCACAUCUUCAACCCAGUCCUCCAGAGAGGAGUGGAGCUGUCCCACCAUGCCCAACAACUGGGGGUCACAACCAGCUGUGCCCAGGUUUGCAGCUACCACAGCAAGUGCUUGCCUCUAGAUGUCCUACAGGUCUAUCUCCAGACGCUGCCUUUGCUUUUAAAAUCCAGGGUGAUAAGAGAUCUAUUUCUAAGCUGUAAUGGAAUGAACCAAGUGAUAGAGCUGCUAUACUUGGACCCUGUUCGUUCAUCAGCACUGAAAGUAUUUGAAACAUUGAUCCUGUGCGUGGACAUCCAGCAGACUGACAUCAUAUUGCAAGAGCUGGAGACCAUCGAAGCGGAGGAGAGGGAGGCCGCACUUGACCUGGGUGACUCCCCUAGCAACCAGCCAAACAGGGGGGUCAAUGAGGGUCCUCAGAGCCUGAGCAGGUUCUACGCAGGUCUGAAGGAAGCCUGCCCCCAGAAGAAGAGCCGAGGGGCUCGGAGCGGCAGUGAGUAUCACCUUAAUGCCAUCAACCUCUUCCUCUGCGUGGUAUUCUUGUGUGUCACCAAAGAGACAGACUCUGAUCUGGAUUCUGCAAAUGACUCGGAGGACACGUCAGGCUAUGACAGCACAGCUAGCGAGCCCCUGGGCGGCCGUCUGCCCUGCCUGUCCCCGGACAGCGUUGCCCUUCCCUCAAAGGAGCAGAUCCGCCGGGCAGCCGACGUGUGGUCUGUGUGCCGCUGGAUCUACUUGUCCAGCCCUGUGUUCCAAAAGCAGUUCUACAAAUUGGGCGGCCUGGAUGUAUGCAACCGGCUAAUGACCAUGGUCAUCCAGAAGUUGUCUUCCAAAAACAAAGAUGGUAAGGCUAAGAAGAAGCAGCCAAGCGGAGACAGAAACAAAGUCACUGGUGCCGCGCCCAGCACUGGUAUUGCGAGUACAUCGCCUCCCUGCCAAGAAGACGACAGGCAGGCUACAGAUGAUUUCAGCAACAAGGGGAAUAGUCCUCAAACAGAGGCGGAGGCCAGGGGAAGUGACACGGCUAAAAAUCUUGAAGACGAGUGGCCACUGCAGAGCAUAAGACUUCUGGAAGCUCUCUUAGCAAUCUGCCUCCACAGUGCCAGUUCAGGACUACAGAAAGUGGAACCGGAGCUCUCUUUUCAGUACCUGUCGGUGGAGGAGACUCUGUCUGAAAUGCGUGACCAGCUCUCCCAAUCUGGGGUUAUCUCUUCUGACCAAGCCAUACCGCUCUUCAACUCCCUGCUCAGAGUCGCCCUAGCAGAAAUCUCAGCAGACCCGGACACGCCUGAGGAGAAAACGGAGAGGCAGAAGGACCAAGGGGAAAAAGAGUUUCCAUCUCAGUCAGGGGAUCUAUCUGAAGAGACAGAGGAGCCCCAGUGCUACAGCAUCAAGCUGUUACCGGAGGAGGAGGGAUACGAGGCAGACAGUGAGAGCAAUCCUGAGGACGCAGCAGCUAAGGGGGAAGGAGUUAGGCCGGACGCUCCUCCGGCUGUGGAGAGCGAGUUCCUGAGCUUGCCAGAGAGCUCUGGUCAGGGAGAGUUGAUGUACCCAGAGAUCUGCAUGAUGGAGCUGCUCCUGCUGUCAGCAAGCACCCCACAUCUGGAAGUGCUCACCCACGUCUUCCACAGCCUGCUGGAGGUUGUUAGGCACAGUGACCGCAACGCCAUGCUCAUCUAUCAACAGGGUGCAGUGAAAACUAUCCUGGGAGGAUUCCAGAACAUUUUGAGUCAGUUAGACCCAUCUUUAGAGGAGGUCCAGGGUGUGCUGGUGGAGCUGCUGGUUGCGUUGGUCAGCUCACAGAUCUCUUCAGAGGAACUGUCUCUUCUUAUUAGGAUAUUUCUAGAGAAGACACCUCCUACUGAAAUCCUUCUGAAUGGAGUCCUGCACAUCGUGGAAGCAAAUAUGCACAUGGCCCCCCUGCAGUACCUCACCUUUCCACUGGUUACAAACUCAUGCUGUGCCACAAGCACCUCCCCAACGCCGAAGCAAAGCAGCACUGUGGGGUGCAAGGCACCCGGGCUUUUGAGGAGAGGAAAGGUGGUUCCUGGCAGGAAGGAAGCAGAGAGCGAGUCGCUAAAUCACCAGCUCUCCUCCUCUUGGCAUGUGGCUCCGUUCCACCUGCCCCUCGUUGGGCAGAACUGCUGGCCACACAUGUCUGAGGGCUUCAGUGUUUCCUUGUGGGUGAAAGUGGAGAACCCUCCAGAGGCAGAGGGCUCAGCAGAGAAAAUGAUGACGCAGAAGAGGAGCAAGCUGGUUGCUUUCCAGGACAGCAGUUUUGACAGCAUAGAUGGAGAUAAACCAGCAGGUAUUGACCAUCAUAACCCACCAAGUUCCAGAGACAAGCUCGUUGAAGAUGGCUGUCUCCAUAUAAUUUCCUUAGGAUCCAAAGCGCUCAUACUGCAGGUCUGGGCUGAUCUGAACACUGGGGCUUUCAUUUUCAGAAUUUGCAUUGACCCAAAUGAUGAGAUGAAGGCAGGCCUGCUGGCUCAGGCGGAGUCACAGGAGAACAUCCUCACCCCAGGCAAAUGGCAGCAUUUAGCCCUGACCUACAUACAGCAACCAGAGGGUAAGAAGAAUAUCCACGGGAAACUGACGCUUUGGGUCUCCGGUGAAAGGAAAUCGGAGGUUGCUUUGGACUACACUCUUCCGAGGAAGUCAAGCCUAUCUUCUGACAGCAACAAAACCUUCUGCAUGGUGGGCCACUGUGUCCCUACUCAGGAGGAAAUCCCGAGACUGGCUGGCAGAUGGGAUAUCGGAAAUCUGCUUCUCUUUAACGGCUGUAUGAUCGGUCCUGAAGAGGCUUUUUAUCUCUAUGCCAGUGGUCCUGAUUUCACCUCGAUUAUGCCCUGCAAGUCAGGGAAGCCAAAUCUGAAAUACUCCAAGUACAUCAGUCUAGAGGGCCUGCAGUGUAAACAACUGAAAGAGCUACUUAUGAAGAACAAGCAGGUUGACACAGGGUCCCUCAUUGAAAGUCUGGCUAUUGUUUAUACCCCAAGCUGCCCCAGCCAGUAUACAAUCUACGAGCCCGUGAUCCGACUGAAAGGACAGACUAAGAUGAUGGCAUUGCAGCGGCCCUUCAGUGCUAAAAAGAUCCAGAGCACCGUGCUGGACCCGGUCUACUUGAAAGCACUGCAGCCGGUCCAGCACCAGGGCCUGCAGAGCGUCCUGCAUGAGAUCGGGGGCACAGGAGCCUUCAUCUUCCUCUUUGGCAGGGCAGUGGAGCUGAGUGACUGUGAGAAGACCCAGGCCUUGGCCCUCCAGGUUGUGUUGUCCUUGGCUAAAUACAACCAUCACCGGGUUCAAGAAAUGGAAAGCUGUAAUGGCUACUCCAUGAUCCAUCAGGUUCUCAUCAAAUCCAAGUGCGUUGUAGGAUUCCACAUAUUGAAGACCUUGCUGGACGGCUGCUGCAGUGGCCAGAUCCUGGGUCUGAGUGAAGACGGCCAGUUCAAGCUGGACCCUGAAUCCAACGCUGUCAUCCAGGAUGUGAAGCUCUUAUCAGAAGUGCUGUUAGACUGGAAGAUCUGGGCUAAAGCACAGUGUGGCGUUUGGGAAACCUUGCUGGCAGCCCUGGAGAUCAUGAUCAGGGUUAACCACCCCCAGCAGAUGUUCAACGUUAAGCAGUUUCUCAAGGCUCAGGUGGUCCAACGCUUCCUCAUCACCUGUCAAGUGCUACAGGAGCACCGUGACGAGCACUUGACGUCCAUCCCUCGAGAUGUAUGUCAUUCGUUUGUCAAGAUCUUUCAAGAGGUCCUUGGGUCUCCGCCUGAUCUGGAACUGCUCAGACUCAUCUACCACUUCCUGCUGGCAGUGCACCCGCCCACUAACACCUACGUCUGCCACACGCCCACCAGCUUCUACUUCUCCCUGCAUAUUGAUGGCAAACUGUAUCAGGAAAAAGUGCAGUCAAUCAUGUACCUGAGACACUCAAGCAGUGGGGGGAAGUCAGGCAGCAGCCCUGGCUUGUCAAUGUCCCCAUUCGGCUUCACAGAAGCUCCUUCAGAAGAAGGAAACAUGGUGUUUAGCAGCCCAGAGCUGGAGUGCAGCCCUUCUGUGGCAUUCAGGCAACAGCAGCACCCCGAAAGCUUUACAGAGUCUCCCAGCUCUUCACCCCAAUCACCUACUCACCAGCAGGACAGGAGCUUGGAUGAGCUGCACGAGAUCAACCAAAACAGGUCUGACUCCACCCUGGGUGAUGGAAGCAUUGUGCAGGGGAGCACGGAGACCCUCAAGUGGACCAAGGAGAACCUGCUCAUCAGCAGCUGUGAGUCCGCCCAAACUGUCUGUGACUCCAAGGAGUUCUCCCCAUGCCAAAACAGUGCCCUGGUUAAUUCUCUUGAGGCAGGCAGCAGCCCAAGCCAAGGAGAUGAGAAGACAGCAGGCGGGAGUGGAGAGUCAGAGGACAGGUUUGACUCUCCAGGAGAUGAUGGUGUCAGGCGUCCGGACAGCCUCAAAGGAGUCCACUCCGUCCAGAGGAGUCAGAGUAACUUCGCCAGCCUGGGCCUGGCAUUCCCACCACAGAACGGCUCUUUGGCCAUUGCACGCUGGCCCUGCCUCUCUGACCGGGCCGUGCUGCCUGAAGACUGGGAGAGCUACUCAUACUCACACGCCUAUGACCGCACCUACAGUAAACCAGACUCCACCAACGACAGAUCCCCCACUGAAGACUGCCUGGUGCUGGUUUGCUGUGGUCUGUAUGAUCUGCUGCGAGGUGUGCUUCUCACCCUGCCAGACCUGAUGCUAGAAGAUGUGAUGGACAAGCUAAUUCAGCCUGAAUCAUUGAUUGUCCUUGUCAACCACCCAUCCCCCCUGAUACAACAGGGGGUUAUGAAGUUGCUGGAUGCCUAUUUUAACCGGGCCUUCAAAGAGCAAAAGGAGAAGUUUCUCAAGAACCAUGGCUUUUCUCUUCUGGCCAAUCAGCUCUAUCUUCACCAGGGGAACCAGGGCCUGUUGGAAUGCUUCCUGGAGAUGGUGUUUGGCAGGCCGGUGGGGCUGGAUGAAGACCUCGACCUGGAAGACAUGGAGAAGAUUGACCCCUUCCGGAAAAGGUGCAUUAUUCCCAUAUUGGGGCUGAUCGAGAACUCUCUGUAUGAGAACACGCUGAUCCACAAUACACUCUGCAUCCUGCUGCAGCUCCUCAAUGCCUGUCCCAAAGUGGCUGAUAUCUUGCUUGACAACGGCCUGCUCUAUGUGAUUUUUAACACCUUAGCAGCGCUCAAUGGGCUUGAGAAUGGGAUCCUGCUGAAUGACUACAAGCUCCUGGUGUGUGACAUUCAGCAGCUGUUGGUGGCUGUCACCAUUCACUCCUGCAGCUCCUCAGGUUCCCAGUAUUUCCGCAUCAUUGAGGACCUCAUCACCCUGCUGGGGUAUCUGCAGAUUAGCAAGAACCAGCGCACACAAGAAAUGGCAGUUACAUUGCAAUUCCGGGUUCUUCAGUCAGCCAUCGAGUUCAUCAAAACUACAGCCAAUCAGGAUCCUCAGAAAUUGACUAGCUCUGUCCACUUGCCCGCUCCCCAGCACCAUGCAAUCUACCAGAAGAGGAAGAGUAUUGCUGGUUCAAUUGCCAUGAAAGAUUCCAUUAUUCCACGUCUUCCGAGACAGCAUUUCUGUUCCUACGGCCAGAUUCCGAUGCCCCCAUCCUUCAGCCUGUUAAACCAGGAGUCUCCACUUCCAUCCCCCACAGGAUCCUCUGCAUAUGUCUUUCCAACAGAAGCAGGUCCCCGGAGGUUCUCCUUGGCCCAGUCGGACACAUUGCUGAUGAAGAUGAGGUCGGUGGCGAGCGACGAGCUGACAGUGAUGAUGCAGAGGCGGAUGAGCCAGGAGAACCCCAUCCGAGCCAGCGAGCCGGAGUAUGUGCAGCGGCUGCAGAGACUGACCGUCCUCUCUGUCAACCGGCUCAUCUAUCAGGAUGUCAGUCAAGACUUCUUUGAUUUGCUGAAUAUCCCAGAGUCUUCCAUUCACCAGAGACCUUCAGCACAACAGUUUGAGCAACCUGAAGAGAAUGGGAAUCCACAGCCCACAGGCAACAAGACCACUUUCCAGAAGGAAAUCUUGAAACUAAUGAUGGAGGGGAUCAAAAUCGGACUUGGCAGCUCAGGCAGAGGUGGAACCCCAAGGCAGCAGUGGAAGCGGAUUCUCUGGUCUUGCAAAGACACGUUCCGCGUGCAGAUCGGGCGGCUCCUGGUUCACAUCCUGUGCCCGGCUCGCCCCCUAGAAGACAGAAAGCAGGCCUUGGAAAUAGUCUAUGAGCCAAGCCAUUCUGAGAUCCUUCGUGAAUGUCUGAGCCCUAGCCUGGAGCAUGGACAAAAGUUGGCCUUGUACCUCUAUGAGCUGCUCCAUGAUCAUAAAGACUGCCUGUCCAAGGAGGAGCAGGCAGCAGUGGGCAUGUUCAUGACAUCACUGAAGCUAUGUGGGCACCGGUGCAUCCCACCCAGUGCACCUCCCAAACCCGACCUCAUAAAAGCAAUCAAACAGGAGCAGAUGAAGUAUGAAUUGGAAGAAAGCACAAACAAAACAGCCUGGGAAAAGAAAAUGGGAAACACUCAACAAAGUCUCAUUCAAAGGCUAGAUGGCAAGUCUAAGGAUAUUUCAAAGAUUGCAGCAGACAUCACCCAGAAUGUGUCGCUGCGACAGGGCAUGGAGAGGAAGAAGGUCAUCCAGCACAUCAGAGGAAUGUACAAAAUAGACCUGAGCGCCAGCAGGCACUGGCAAGAGCUAGUCCAGCAAUUAACACACGACCGAGCUGUGUGGUACGACCCAGCCUCCUACCCAACAUCCUGGCAACUAGACCCCACGGAGGGGCCCAACAGAGAAAGACGGCGUCUGCAGCGAUGCUACCUGACCAUCCCCAACAAAUACCUGCUGAGGGACAGGCAGAAACCAGAGGAACCAGUCAAGCCACCAUUGUCCUAUCUUUUUGAAGACAAAACUCAUUCUUCUUUUUCAUCCACUGUCAAAGACAAAGCAACAAGUGAGCCUAUCAGGUUCACUCGCAGAUGCAUAAGUGUUGCGCCUUCGAGAGAGAUCACUGGUGAAUUAUUAUUAGGAAAAUCUGGGAUGUACUUUGUCGAAGAUAAUGCAGCGGAUACCUACGACAGUCAAAAGCUUCACCCCCCCCAGAGUCCUCAAGGUGAAACAGAGCCAGCAUCCUUCUCCUGGACUUAUGAAGAAAUCAAAGAGGUACACAAGCGAUGGUGGCAGCUCCGGGACAACGCUGUGGAGAUCUUCUUAACCAAUGGGAGGACACUGCUCUUGGCUUUCGACAACACCAAGGUCCGUGAUGACGUUUACCACAACAUCCUGACAUCCAACUUGCCCAAUCUUCUGGAAUAUGGAAAUAUUACGGCUCUGACCCACUUGUGGUGCUCGGGGCAGAUCACAAACUUUGAGUAUUUGACCCACCUUAACAAACAUGCGGGUCGCUCCUUCAACGAUCUCAUGCAGUAUCCCGUGUUUCCCUUCAUUCUCAGCGACUACACCAGUGAAACGCUGGAUCUCAGCGAAACCACUAUCUACAGAAAUCUUGUGAAACCCAUAGCUGUGCAAUCUAAAGAGAAGGAAGACCGUUAUGUGGAUAACUACAAGUACCUGGAAGAGGAGUUCCGGAAGGGGUCUCGAGACGAUGACCCCAUGCCCCCUGUGCAGCCAUAUCACUACGGGUCCCAUUACUCCAACAGUGGCACCGUCCUGCACUUUCUGGUCAGGAUGCCUCCCUUCACAAAGAUGUUUUUGUCUUACCAAGACCAAAGCUUUGAUAUCCCAGAUCGGACUUUCCACUCAAUGAACACCACGUGGCGGCUUUCAUCAUACGAAUCCAUGACUGAUGUAAAGGAGCUGAUCCCUGAAUUUUUCUACCUGCCAGAAUUUUUAGUGAACAGAGAAGGCUUUGAUUUUGGAGUGAGACAGAACAGCGAGCGGGUGAACCACGUCAACCUCCCGCCCUGGGCACGCAAUGACCCACGUCUCUUCAUCCUGAUCCACCGGCAGGCGCUGGAGUCGGACCAGGUGUCCCAGACCCUCUGCCAGUGGAUCGACCUGGUCUUCGGACAAAAGCAGAAGGGCAAGGCAGCAGUGCACGCAAUCAAUGUCUUCCACCCAGCGACGUACUUUGGGAUGGAUGUGUCUGCGGUGGAGGACCCAGUGCAGCGCAGAGCCCUGGAGACCAUGAUAAAGACGUACGGACAGACUCCUCGGCAGCUCUUCAAUGCUGGGCACAUGAGCCGGCCCGCCUCCCGCCUCAUCAUGGAAGGAGAGCUGCCCGCCGCCAUGGGGCUGCUUGUUCAGUUUGCUUUCCGAGAGACCAGAGAGCAUACCAAAGAAGUGGUGUAUCCGAGCCCUCUCCCCUGGAUUAAGUGUUUGAAGUGGGGCGAGUAUGUGGGCUCCCCCAGCUCCCCCGACCCUGUGGUCUGCUUCAGUCAACCACAUGGGGAGCGGUUCGGGUCCCUACUGGCACUGCCCACUAGAGCCAUCUGCGGACUGUCAAGGAAAUUCUGUCUCUUGAUGAUUUACAGCAAAGAACAAGGUGUCCGCAGCAUGCACAGCACUGACAUCCAGUGGUCAGCCAUUCUGAGUUGGGGUUAUGCUGAUAACAUGCUGCGACUGAAAAGCAAACAAAGCGAACCACCUGUCAAUUUCAUCCAGUGUUCCCCGCUCCACCAGGUUACAAGUUGCGCGUGGGUGCCUGAUAGCUGCCAGCUGUUCACUGGAAGUAAAUGCGGAGUAAUCACAGCUUACAGAAACAGAUUUACAAACACCACGCCUUCAGAAGUGGAAGUGGAAUCAGAGAUGCACUUGUAUGGACACACAGCGGAGGUCACCAACCUCUUUGUGUGCAAACCUUACAGCAUCCUGAUUAGCGUCAGCAAAGACGGGACCUGCAUCAUAUGGGAUUUGAACAGGCUCUGUUACGUUCAAAGUCUUACUGGGCACAAAAGUCCUGUGACAGCUGUUUCAGCCAGUGAAACCACAGGAGACAUUGCUACUGUGUGCGAUUCAGUUGGCGGAGGCAGUGAUUUGCGUCUCUGGACGGUGAACGGUGACCUCAUAGGACACGUCCACUGCAGGGAAAUCAUUUGCUCAGUGGCCUUCUCUAACCAGCCUGAGGGAGUGUCCGUCAAUGUGAUUGCUGGGGGACUAGAAAAUGGAGUUGUGAGAUUGUGGAGCACAUGGGAUCUGAAACCGGUUCGAGAAAUUACUUUCCCUAAAUCAAACAGGCCUGUUGUUAGCCUCACCUACUCCUGCGACGGACACCACCUGUACACUGCGAACAGUGAGGGAACAGUGAUAGCUUGGUGCCGCAGGGACCAGCAGAGGAUGAAGCUGCCCAUGUUCUACUCAUUCCUCAGCAGCUACGCAGCCUGAUGACACCGACAGAGGAAAACUACCGUCAGAGACAGCUCUGGAGCACUUAUCUUGGGAGAAUGACCAUCAAUAUGCAUUAAAUAAAAUGUUGGCUUUUAAGGAAAAAAAAAUAAAGAUGUUAUGUGCAUUAAGCUUGAGCAUUGAAUAGCCCCUGUGCAUUUUUUUUUUUUUUACGUUUACAUUCAGGGCAGCAAAAACAGUGCAGAGUUUUAGACCAGGAAGUGCAUAUACCUUGUGCUAGAAGAAAAAACUUGCGCUCUAUUUGAAAUUUAAUGGGUGACAGGACCUGGCAAAUAUAUGUGGAUGAGACUGUGUAUCAGCCUACAGUUUAUUGUUUUGUUUCUCCUUGAGCGACGGGCAAAAGUUAGCUUAUAUUUAGUUAUUGUAUUCUACAUGUAUCUAGAUGCCUUUGUUGCUUUAUGACUGGCUGUAGUCUACACAUGUGUGUGUGUGUGUGUGAUGUUCGUCCUCGAACCCACUGAAUGUCAGUUACAGAAAUAAAUAUAUGUAAAAAAAAAAAAAAAAAAAAAAAUACCUCCUAAAUCUUGUAAAAAAAAAAAAAAAAAAAAAAGAAUGAACCUUUGUAUGACAGCCAUGGAUUUUCUUUUUCUUUUACUCUUUAUGGUCACUUAAAACUAAAACCAGCAGCUGGGAGGUAAAGCAGGAAUACAGUAUUCAUACCCUUUCUACAAGUUUAACCAUUUACUUCUAGAUGGUAUAUUAUGUUAGCAUUGAAGAUAAAUUAUUAACUAAAUGUUCUUCUCUGGUGUGCUGCAUGGAAGUGUCAUUAGUUCUCACUGGACUGUCAGAAUGUCUGUGAUGUGUGUUGAUACCCAAUGACAUUAAAAGCAGUCAACAUGCGAUGAGUGAUUAUAAACUAUUCAAGGUGCCUCUGGUGUCCUUGGUUUAUCUCAGGCUUGUAUUUCUUGAGGGGAACCCUGAAUUUAGAUAUACAGACACCUGCAAACCAACCUCUCCUUCGGGUUUAUGUGAAAUAUAUAACUUUAUAUUAUAACUAUCCGAGAAGUAUAUAUGGACUGGUUUGAGUGAUCUGGCAUAACGUGACAUUAAACGGGAGUUUGUAAAGUGCUAGGUGACGGGCUUGUACCAUGAAAGCAAGCCUUAAAUACACCCUCUGAAAACUGGCAGGUCAGCAGUAGCAAAUAAUCUAGCAACUCGGAGAAGGGUAGUGGACCGUCUUCAUGAAUAUUAGUAGCAGUUCCUAACCAAAGUCGCACUAUCAAAAAAUAAAAAAACACGACUGCUUACUGUACUGAUAAUCUGCUCACUAAUCAGAGGUCUUACUACAUUUGCAAAAUACUUUACAGUAUGUAGUCCCAAUGUGACCCUCUAGGUAGAAGAGAAGUUUGUUUUUUUGCCAUUCUUGCUUUCAGAUUUGUUCUUUUAAAGCACAUUCUGAUACCAAACAGAUUUGAAAAAAGGUUAUAGCAAUGCUACAUAAUAAUAAUAAUCUUUUGUAAAGAGACUUUUUUUUCCCCUUUGGUUGCAGUCAUUUCAAAGAGUUUAAAGUGUUAUAUUUGUAGUCUUUCCUACCAGCUGUUAAUUUUCUGUAGUGAGCCAGUUAUUGAUAUGGAAAGUGUCAAACAUGCUCUUUUUACAAACGUGUAGAAGCAGAAUAAACUGGAGAAGGCCAGGUCAUCUGUAUUCUCUUUUUUUUUUUUCUUUUUAAAUUAGAGGCUUUGAUUCCGCUCUCAGCGGGGGUAUUUGAUGCUGUCUCUGCUCUAUUGUGUGAGCAGGCUUUUAAAGAGCAAUACAAAAAGAUCACAGAUGUAUCAUAUUAAACAAUUAUGCAAAAACAGAGGGAAGAUUUUUUAUUAUUAUUAUUAUUUAUAUGCGAACCAUAAAUAACUAUAUAAUUAUAGGAUAGAGUGAAUGGAUUAAUAUAAGCCAGUGCUGUGCUUUCAUCCAAUGUGAUUUAUGUGAAAUGCUAGUUAUGUGCAAUGUAAAAUAAAAAGAAGGAAAGACAGUGACAGUGCAACCAAUGCCCUUUCUCUGAUGUUUACAAUUUAACGUUUCAGUGAAUUGGUCUUUGGAACCAAUUUGAUUAUUGUUCAUAAACAGGUGCAGUACAAACAUGCAUUUUCCUUUGUUUUCUUGCAUAAAGUAAAAUUAUAUUACCUACAUUUUCCAAAUAACCAUCAGCUGCAAGUAUUUUUGUUCUCUGUGUAAAUGUGAGAGGGGUUUGUAUGUUGUCACCAUAGGUAUCUGAAAGUUUUUUUGUUUGUUUGUUUUUUACUUAAUUAUACUUCGAUGUGAAAUAUGUAAACUAAUUAUGUCUUCAUUACAAAUUCAUAAGGCUGUUUUUACUCCCUAGUGCUGGGGCUUGGGGGUACAUUCUUUUUUUUUAUUAUUUUGUACGUAUGUAUGUACAAAAUACAACUGAUAGAAAUGUUAUUAAAAAUGUAU
Polyodon spathula (Mississippi paddlefish) is the source of this 14410-nucleotide messenger RNA. RefSeq names its product lysosomal-trafficking regulator-like. Gene Ontology annotation, cellular component: cytosol; membrane. NCBI's taxonomy places the organism in Eukaryota, Metazoa, Chordata, Actinopteri, Acipenseriformes, Polyodontidae. The record is from RefSeq and is a predicted model, not a curated record. The transcript is spliced from 55 exons. Bases 254 to 11983 code for a protein of 3909 amino acids. Gene Ontology annotation, biological process: intracellular protein localization. Gene Ontology annotation, molecular function: protein kinase binding.